Beauveria bassiana ARSEF 2860 is the source of this 411-nucleotide messenger RNA. RefSeq lists its product as uncharacterized. The transcript has a single exon. The record is from RefSeq and is a predicted model, not a curated record. The coding region runs from base 1 to 411 and encodes 136 amino acids. NCBI's taxonomy places the organism in Eukaryota, Fungi, Ascomycota, Sordariomycetes, Hypocreales, Cordycipitaceae.
AUGUCAUCAUUGCUCGCCACCAGCCUGCUACUUGUCGGCCUUCUCCAGAUAGCCACCGCAUUGCCGGAGGCCCUGGUAACAAAGCCAAUCAGGGCACGCGCCGACAAGCAAGUCUGCCUGGAUAGCUCAGGCUGCUCGGGUAGCACGCCGCAGUGCACCGUGGAUGCGAGAGAAAUCUGGCCCAUCUGCUGCGGCCAAGGCCAAAAGGCCUUCUACGGCCAGUGCUGGGACGUUCCGAACGACGACGACAUUGAUGUCUGCGUGGCCGAGAGCCGCCGGGAGGGCACUCUAUGCAGCCUCACCCAGAACUACUACUGCGCCUGUAUUCCUGGCACUAUCCGUUCAUUGUGCAGAUGCUGCAGGUCAGAUCAGGUCCUAGACCUUUAUACUUCACAAUGUGCCGAUAGGUAA